Molecule: messenger RNA, 1521 nt
Organism: Postia placenta MAD-698-R-SB12
Lineage: Eukaryota; Fungi; Basidiomycota; Agaricomycetes; Polyporales; Adustoporiaceae
Exons: 3
Coding region: 1-1521 (506 amino acids)
Source: RefSeq, a predicted model, not a curated record
AUGCAGGCCCCUCCUCUUGUAUACCCCUUGUCUCUAGUGCCUCUCGUGGUUCUCGGUCUUCUCAAGUAUGCAUACGUGAAGUACCGCAAAGCCCAAUCCAUACAUUCCGCUGGUAUUUCAGACACGUCGCGUUUGGAACUGCAGCUCUUCAACAGGAUCAAGCUGAAGAUCGAACCGGUGCAGACCGGCUAUCUUGUUGGCUUCUUGGGGUCUCCUAAAUGGGAAACAAGAAUCAACUGCAGGACAACCAGAGCAGCCCGCAGGCCGCCUCUACGUGGAAUUGUCACGUCAAAGGUCUCCUCUCAGCCGUCGUCCAACCUUCUUGGUGACUCUUCGCGGAGCAGCGGAAAAAAUACAUCGACUCUACAUGCAUCACCUGAGGUGCCUUCGCCUACUUUGAUGCAGAUCAUGGGACCUGUGUUGUCUUCAUGGUACGACGACACAGGAGCGCGAGACCUGGAAAUCGAGCAAGAUCAUUCUGCUAGCUCAGGCACCGCAUCUGGCCAGAACCAGUCUCGUGUCGGAUCACGGUCCCCCAUCUCGAUCUAUCAAUCGCCAUCACUCUCUGUGCCUGCUCCUGCCCACACCUUGGAUUUGCGUCCACGUUCUUGGGACAUUCUGUCAGGAGAAUGGCAAGGGUCCAAUGCUAAGGCGACCGUUCACUCCGGCUCUGUGCUGCAGUCUCCCCCGAAUCGCUCGCCGACAUUUCCUGCCACGUCCCAACAUGCAGAGUCUGAUGCACGGGGUCCAUUGUCACCUAAUACGCGUCCUUUGAACAUCCUUCCUAAACUUCAAGGUGCUUCCUCGCCCCCCACUUCUGCUUCGUUCGGGUCUCUGUCUCCUCUAGACAUUGUAAGCGGCAAGGCUCGCUAUGUGCCGAAGGCGGUGGCCUUACAACGCCGCAAGAGUGGCAGCCCGCCUGUUGGCCCCUCGCCUCUGCGUAAUUCUUUGUUCAUUGAGACCUCUGCCAGUAUGCCUGCAAUGGAUAUAUCCAGGCCUAUCAGUGAUGCUCCAUCGGGCAACGGGGCGUGGAACCUUGAAGAUCUUGUCAAAGACGGCCAGCUUGACGUGGAUGCUGUCAGUGCAGUCCUGGGGCUAGGUCUAUCGAUAAUAGAAGACGAGGAUGACGAUAAGGACGACCCUCGCCGCCGUGUAACAGACAGCGAGGUGGAACAGUCACACGAACAGCCCAGCCCCGAUCGUUUUGCGGGUAUGGGAUGGGGCCGAGCAUGCGAGACUGGAGUAACGACGCUGCAGAUGCGCGUGCCGGGUGAACAGCUUACUGCUAUUAUGGAGGAAACGGACGAGUUGUCCAUCAACGAGAGCGCGCGAACCUCGGCAGCAUCACUCCUACAUGGCGUCCUGCAGUUCUCGGGCCCAAGCCUGGACAGGCUGAUUGAGGUGUCCUGCAGAGCCUCCGUCAUCGAUUCUGAAGACGGUGAACGCGACGCAGACGAGCUUGAUCGGGCGAGUGUUUGGGCCGACGAGCAAAGCUGGAGGGAUAGUAUGUCCGUCAGGUGA